Molecule: messenger RNA, 4289 nt
Organism: Pararge aegeria (speckled wood butterfly)
Lineage: Eukaryota; Metazoa; Arthropoda; Insecta; Lepidoptera; Nymphalidae
Gene: gwl
Product: serine/threonine-protein kinase greatwall
Exons: 12
Coding region: 167-2152 (661 amino acids)
Biological process (GO): intracellular signal transduction; peptidyl-serine phosphorylation
Cellular component (GO): nucleus
Molecular function (GO): ATP binding; protein serine/threonine kinase activity
Source: RefSeq, a predicted model, not a curated record
UCUGUUACGUUCAAACUUAACUUUUUAAAUAUUUUGUUCCGUGAUACUUUCUGUUAUGCACAUGUAAUAUUUGUAAAAUGAAUUUAAUAACAUGAUAGAGAUGUCAGCCAAAGUUUAUUUAAUUUAUUAAAAUAACCAUAGAACAAAGCCUGUGAAAUAGUUUACUAUGGAUUCAAACGAUUCAGUAAUAGAUGAUAAAACAUCUAGCCACACCAUUUUAGAAAAGAUCAAUGCUAAUAGUGAAGAUAUAAUCUCAAACAAGGCCCCAGACAUAAAUGAUUUUACUAUAGUAAAGCCCAUUAGCAGGGGUGCUUUUGGAAAAGUUUUUCUUGCUCACAAGAAAAAUAGUAAAGAUCAGAUGUAUGCAAUUAAAGUAAUGAAAAAGUCUGACAUGAUAAACAAAAACAUGGUCACACAAGUUGUCACAGAGAGAAAUGCACUGGCGUUAUCCAGAAGUCCAUUUUGUGUACAUUUGUUUUACUCAUUGCAGUCAGCGUCAUCGGUGUAUUUGGUUAUGGAGUUUAUGGUUGGCGGUGAUUUAAAAUCAUUGCUAGGCACAUAUGGCUUUAUGGAAGAAGCUAUGGCUGUGUUUUAUGCAGCGGAAGUUGCAUUAGCACUGGAAUAUCUACAUAAACAUCACAUUAUUCACAGAGACCUAAAGCCUGACAAUAUGUUGAUAUCAAAAUCUGGUCAUGUGAAACUAACAGAUUUUGGCUUAUCUAGAAUUGAAGUACAUAGAGAUUUAGAAAUAUCGGAUUUUGUGAACUGCACACCAAGCCUUAAUAUGCGAACACCAGGACAGUUGUUGUCUUUGACCUCACACCUGUCCUUCGGCUCAGGAGGUGGCAGUAACCGCAACUCUAUCGUUGAUACUUCAAAAUUAAAAAGUGACUCUCCUCUAUUGGAUUACUCUCAACUAUCAGGGAUACAUCCUUUUAUGAGCGCCGAGAGCAUAAAUUUGGAUGAACUAGCUAGUCAAGAUUCUGGAUCCGAAUCAUUAAGCUCGUACCACACGUGUGAAAGUUCUAAAACCUCCAGCACGAAUAAUACGAAGAGUAGCAACAAAUCGACCGAUGUCAGUAGCGCGAACGGUUCGUCCUUGGAGUCAAAUAUGUUCACUGACUCCCAACAUGAUCAGUCCACUUCACCGUUGUGCCGAGGGCAAUCAUUAAAAAGGAUACCAAGUUUUCGUGCUAAGAAGAGAAAGAGAAUUUUAGAAUGCGAUGGAGAUACUCCUACAGGAGUAACCAGUCUUCAAGAGUCGAAAGAAAACCAUAGUGGACUUACGCAAGAAAUCAUGGCUUUAGAAUUGGAAGUCAGUCAAAAUACGCCCAAAAGGAUGGCAAUCCAUCCCACGCCAGAGAGGCGUAAAAACCCGCUUAAAGGAGUUUUAAAGAAGAGAUGGGUAUCACAGAACGACAGUCAUCAUUUCAAUGUCGGAGUGAUAUUUUCUACCCCAGUAACAAAUAAGUCACCCGAGGCCAAGAAAAAAGCGACAAGAUUUAAUUUGCCACUCGAUGACACGAUAUUAAGCAUCAAGGAGAAGUCUGCCACUUUUGGGAAGCACAUAUCUACGAGUCUAGAGAUAUUUCCUACUAGAAGAUUGAGUAAGGGCGAAGGUAAUAGAUCUCCAACGGAAUGUAAAACACCAUUAGCUGCAGUUCAAACACCAUACAGGACGCCGAAAAGUGUACGGCGCGGGAACCAAUUGUCUGACCAGCCAAUCCUUGGUACUCCCGACUAUCUUGCUCCGGAACUAUUAUUGCAGCAGCAUCACGGCCCAGCAGUGGAUUGGUGGGCGUUGGGCGUCUGUAUGUACGAGUUUAUGACCGGCGUGGCUCCGUUCAAUGAUGGAACCGUGCAAGCUGUUUUCAGUAAUAUACUGACUAGAAAUAUAGAAUGGCCUGAAGACGACGAAGCAUUAUCUGUAGAGGCAGUAAGUGCUAUCGAAACGCUUCUAACAAUGGAGCCAGCGAACCGACCCGGUGCCGCUGAGGUGAAGGCGAUGCCCGUGUUUCGUAACGUGGACUGGCAAAACCAACUCAACGCUGAACCGCCAUUCGUGCCAACGCUCGAUGAUAUUUAUGAUACUGGAUACUUUCAAGCACGGAACAUCCUGCAGCAUUUACAUGUAUCCAACUUCGAUAUGUGAGGCUACGAAAUGUCAAGCGAAAUAACCACUAUUUAUUUAUUAGCUAAUUUUAAUAUGUGGGAUAUGUUCGAAAUAGCAUAUUAAUGCUUAACAGCCAUAAAAUUAUAUUAGACAGUACGCUCUAAAGUCUUCGGCGCAGGAAUCUUGCAGUUUAUGGUAUAUCUUCUUAGGGUCCAUUUGUAAAACAUUAUAGAAUGUACGAGAAUUGGUAAAGGUUAGUUAAUCAGCCCCUUACUAGCAUCGCCUAAAAGCAGUGUUACUUCAAUAUUGUUAAAUUUUUCUUUCAGAAUUUUUUCUUUCAUUUAUAAAUAGUAUUGCUUUAAGCGAUGAUAGGAAGCCCCCCUAAUAAUCAGGUUGGAGAUCUGUGUUGGAUUUUUUGUCGUCUACAUUUCAACGAUGUGCUGAAGGCAGACGGUAGAAAGACGUAUUUUAAGUCAAGUUGUAAAACAAUGAAUGCAUUAAUGCGUUCGGCAGUCCACGGUAUACAGUAUUUCUCUAGCGCGAAUAGUGUUUGUACGCCAUAAAGGUAGAUUGCUACAAGUAAAUAGUUAAUUACAUUUUCGAACGAAUUUAGUCAAAGGCUCUUUAUUAACCUAGGUCUAGCCUCAGCAAUAAGGCCUUUACUUGGCUUAUACUUUCGCUUAGUAACAUAGAUAUUUAGAAUAGUUAAGUGCAGUUCAAACUACGCUAUACAUACUGCUAUACAUAUCAUAUUGCAUACAUUUUACUUAACUACCCAAUAAUUUGUUUUUCACAUCAUAAUCAUCAGAGUUCACCUUUUCGGUACGGGCCAUCUGCUUAUAUGAGAGAAAAUACAUCUGGAAUAGAGUUAAAAACGAUUUACCUUUAGUCUGUUAACGCCCCACUGCUGGGCACAGGCAUCCUCGAGUCCUCUCUCAUAGAAAAGAGGGUUUUAGAGGGUACACCCACCAUGCUACUCAAAUGCGGGUUGGUGGGUUUUAACGUCUAUAAUAACCGGUACCAAUGGCUUAACGUUUUUUCCAAUUUCAUAACUCCGGCAGGUACUGCGAAUUCAUUAACAGAAAUACCAAACCGUUUUGGCCCGACCCGGUAUUCAUCUAGACGAACGAGGCAGUUCAUACAAAAGCGAUCAUGCUGAUAUCUAAUGCGAGUUGGUGGGCUUAGAUAACGAACUUCGAAAUAUAGGUGACCAUUAUGUAUUAUCAGGUGUCUGUGAUAAUGACCGUGGUGAAAAGCUUUACGUUUUCUCUAGACACGAAAGAAAACACCAAAUUCAAACCUAAGCUGGUCGCCCAACCAGUAACCGACUCGGUUUUAAAGGUUCCUUGAUUGGCUCAAUGACCUCUUAUUGCGAAGGAGUCUAUUUUGAUGCAUGCCGAGCGAUUUUUUUUGUGCUGUUAAAUAAUAAUGCUACAUACAAUAUAAUACAUAGUGCGUAAUAUUAUAGCGUAGUCUAAACGCACAAUUAGAAAAUAGUUAGCAUUUACUGUGUGAUAAUACCAAAUAAUAUUAUUGUAAUUUUAUAUUCUUAUUCCUAGUUAUAAAAGCUGUACCGUCCUGAUCAUGUCCUUUUGGGAGUGCUGUACAUGGUACCAAAUCUAAAUUCUGUCAUAUUAUAUUUUUUAUGAAGUAAUAGGAAAGUUCAGUUACAGAACUAAAAUUUCCUACACUUGCCAAGAUUACCACUAUUACUCUACCAACGUAAUACCGCAGUCGCAAUGUGUUCCUUGUUACCUCUCCUAAGGUCUUAAAUAAUUAGCUACACAGACACAAAAACAAGUACACACAUACAAUUGUAAACGGGUUAUCACGUCAGUACAUUUACUUAGGUUGCCAAUUUUUUAAGCGCAAUUUAUAUGAAAUUUUAAAUAUAUCGUAACUAGUUGUUAUAACUAUUCCUCUACAUGGAGUAAAAGUGAUCACACUUCUAGACGAGCCCCAUAAAUACAAGGAAAUGAAUCUAUCUAUUACCGGUUUAUUAAAAAUGUAAAUUUUUAUUUAGUUAAUACGUCAAAAAUUUUGUUAAAAAAAAGUGUUGCACGGUUCAAUUCAAUAGAGAAUCCUAGGGCCUAGGUGUACAAAACUGUUACUUAUGUAUUAUUAUUGCUGUUAUAUUUAUUUGUGCAUUUAAUUAAAAUAAAUAACAAAAUUUCAA